AUGGAGAGAGCGCGCCUGUUGCGCGCGGCCGGCAAGCUGACGAAUGCGGGCGGCCAAGAAGUGAGUCGAAGGCAGACGAAAGGGCGCGCGGCGGCCAAUUGCAAUGCGACCGGUGAGGCGGACUCACUCACAAUAGCAGUCAGCGAACGCGCGCGGGCUUUGAUCGAGUCACUGCGCAGUGCCAGUGCCUCUCUAGACAAUGCCAAUGCCAAUGCUUCGACCGCCCGCGAUGCAUCGCUUCGAUCCAGCGCCAACAAGGCCUAG
Molecule: messenger RNA, 264 nt
Organism: Pyrenophora tritici-repentis Pt-1C-BFP
Lineage: Eukaryota; Fungi; Ascomycota; Dothideomycetes; Pleosporales; Pleosporaceae
Source: RefSeq, a predicted model, not a curated record